This is a messenger RNA of Pelodiscus sinensis (Chinese soft-shelled turtle), 4127 nucleotides long. The record is from RefSeq and is a predicted model, not a curated record. NCBI's taxonomy places the organism in Eukaryota, Metazoa, Chordata, Testudines, Trionychidae.
GAGCUGCCUGGUGAUCGAUUUCUUUCAGAGAGUUGACAUUUUAGGUGCGUGUUCUGCUAUUUAGUAGAGUGCGAGAGUCUUUUUAGUUCUGUUUGUUUUUUAUGAAUGAGAUGAGAGAAUUAUUUCUCCAUUGGAUAAAUUAGGCUGGACCUGAGGAAGCAAUUCUACUUGCAGAAUAUCCAAAAUACUACCGUGCAACAAACUUAUGCUGGCACUAUUCAACAGAAUGAAGCAAUGCUCUGGAUAAUGAGUCCAUCGUCUUGCAAAAUUAUCGUGACCAUUUGCCUAUCCAGAUAAAUGGCUCAUUUCAACUGGGAGCUACCAAACUACUUUCUGGCUGGCAGAUGCAGUGCCUCGUAGCAGCUAUCCGGGAGGAACCAAACAUGAGUGGGGGAGGGGAGCAGGUCGACAUCCUGCCGGCCAACUACGUGGUCAAGGACCGUUGGAAAGUGCUGAAGAAGAUUGGCGGUGGUGGCUUUGGCUAGAUUUAUGAGGCAAUGGAUCUCCUGACCCGUGAGAACGUGGCCCUGAAAGUGGAGUCCGCCCUGCAGCCCAAGCAGGUCCUCAAGAUGGAGGUGGCUGUCCUGAAGAAGCUACAAGGGAAAGACCAUGUCUGCAGAUUUAUCGGCUGCGGGCGGAACGAGAAGUUUAACUACGUGGUCAUGCAGCUCCAGGGCCGGAACCUCGCAGACCUCCGAAGAAGCCAGCCUCGGGGGACUUUUACGCUGAGCACAACCCUGCGCCUGGGCAAGCAGAUUCUAGAGUCCAUCGAAGCCAUUCACUCGGUGGGAUUCCUGCACCGCGAUAUCAAGCCGUCCAACUUUGCGAUGGGUCGCCUGCCUUCAACCUACAGGAAGUGCUACAUGCUGGACUUCGGCCUGGCCCGGCAGUACACCAACACCAACGGCGAAGUCCGGCCCCCUCGCAACGUUGCCGGGUUCCGGGGAACGGUCCGCUACGCGUCAGUGAAUGCCCACAAAAACCGAGAGAUGGGUCGGCACGAUGACCUGUGGUCCCUCUUUUACAUGCUAGUGGAGUUUGCGGUGGGCCAGCUCCCGUGGCGCAAGAUCAAAGAUAAGGAGCAAGUUGGCAUGAUCAAGGAGAAGUAUGAGCAUCGGAUGCUGCUGAAACACAUGCCGUCCGAGUUCCACCUCUUCCUGGAUCACAUUGCCAACCUGGACUACUUCACCAAGCCCGAUUACCAGCUGAUCAUGUCGGUGUUUGAGAACAGCAUGAAGGAACGCGGCAUUACCGAGAACGAGGCCUUUGACUGGGAGAAAGCAGGAACAGACAUUUUAUUGUCCACCAGCACCUCCACGCCGCCGCAGCAGAACACCAGGCAGACAGCAGCCAUGUUUGGGGUGGUUAACAUCACUCCCGUCCCGGGGGAUUUGCUGCGUGAGAACACUGAGGAUGUGCUGCAGGGGGAGCACUUGAGUGACCAAGAGAACGCUCCUCCCAUCCUGCCGGGCCGGCAAGUGGAAGGGCUGGGCCAGGCGCCAAACGUUGCCUUCAACGAGACCGAGGUUUGGGAAGAGACGGACGUGAACCGCAACAAGCUCAGGAUCAGCAUCAGCAAAACCCAGGGCAUGGCGGAAGAGGAGCAGAGGAGUGGCAUCUGCCCCACCUCCCCCAUCCGGGCGCCUCCAGACUCCCCUACCGCGCAGGUGCGCUCCCUGAGGUACCGUCGUGUGAACAGCCCUGAGUCGGAGCGCCUGUCCACCGCCGACGGCAAAGCGGAGCUCCACGAGAGAAGAUCUCGCGUGGACUUACCUGCUUCCCCGUCCCGGCUGGUGUGUUCCUCCCAACCAGCGCAGAUGCUGUCCAUCGACACGGGCCACGUCGACCGUCAGGCGAGUGGCCGGAUGGACGUGUCUGCGUCCGUGGAGCACGAGGCCCUCAGCAACGCUUUCCGCUCGGUGCCACUGGCAGAGGAGGAGGACUUUGAUAGCAAGGAGUGGGUGAUCAUUGACAAAGAGACGGAGCUGAAGGACUUCCACCCGGGGGCUGAGCCGAGCACGUCCGGCACGACGGACGAAGAGCCCGAGGAGCUCCGGCCUAUCGAGGAGGGCGAGGAGAGCGGCAGUCCGGCCCAAAGUCCACGAGGGCGAACGUGGGGGAUGCAGCCUGUGGCUGAGGAGGACAGUUCGCACAGGCACGAGGGACAGUGUCAGUCGGUAUCUGACAGCAAAGCCGAGCAGCCGCCAGGAAGCCCGGCCCAGUCGCCGUUGCACUCAGCACCACGCAGCCGGUCGGCAGAGAGCAGCCCCCACCCGCCUCAGCGCCAGGUGUUGGCGCUGACCCCUUUGGAGAUGAACGGUCUGCCGAAGGUGGUGCCUUUCCAUUUGCCUUAUCAAGACUUUAAGCGGGAUGUAUCAGACUCGAGGGAAAAACCGCGGCUCCUCCAGCGGAUAAAGAAGGUCGACUUCUCAAACAUCGUCUUGACAGCCCCUUGCAAAGCACCGGAGCCCCGGCUGGCAAUGAACGGGAGAGUGGAGGAAGAGGAGGAGGAGGAAGAGGAGGAAGAGGAAGAGGAGGAGGAGGAGGAAGAGGAGGAAGCUGGUUAUCUGGGAGACGAGAUUGACACGCACAGUAGCUCCAGCAGCGAGGUGAGUCAGAAGAGCACCGAGCGCAGCCAGGAAGGGGCGCCGUCCACGCUGCUGGCGGAUGAUCAGAAAGAGUCGAGGGGCCGCGCAUCUAUGGCCGAUGGCGAUUUGGAACUGGAAGAAGGCUCCAAGACGCUGGUGUUGUUUUCCCCGGGGGACAUGAAGAAGUCCGCUGACACGCACAGUAGCUCCAGCAGCGAGGUGAGUCAGAAGAGCACCGAGCGCAGCCAGGAAGGGGCGCCGUCCACGCUGCUGGCGGAUGAUCAGAAAGAGUCGAGGGGCCGCGCAUCUAUGGCCGAUGGCGAUUUGGAACUGGAAGAAGGCUCCAAGACGCUGGUGUUGUUUUCCCCGGGGGACAUGAAGAAGUCUCCGCUCACCACCGACUUGGCUCCGGAUGUCGAUCUGGGGACGCUUGCUGCUUUAACGCCCCAGAGCGAGCGGCCCCAGCCGCUGGGCAGCCAGCUGGACGUGUCCGAGCCCGGGACCCUGUCCUCCAUCCUUAAAUCCGAGCCAAAGCCUCCGGCGGUAGUUUCCACCACUUCCUCCCCCUUUACCAAAGUGGAGCGCACGUUUGUUCACAUCGCCGAGAAGACGCACCUGAACGUCAUGUCUUCCGGGGGCCAGCUGGCGAGGCAGGAGGACUACUGCCCCCCGGGCCAGUUUGAAGAGAUCAUCCUUGAGGAGGAGCUGGAGGAGAACCCCGUCUUGGUGGAAAACGGGAGUGCGAAUUCUGGUCUGGAAGGGGGAGAGACAGAAAGCUGCGCGCUCUCGGCCAAUCACAUCGAAACCUCUUCGGAGACGGCGGAGACGCUGCCCAACGGGGUGGCCCAGCCCCUGGAGGAAAGGCCGGGCCUUCGAGGCCAAGCUGCCCUGGCGCUGGAGUUGGGAGAAACUAGCCGGUUGGUUUCAGGAGAGCCACGCGUGGAAAAGACUCUUCUGGCGACCGAGCGCCUCACGCGGGCCGAAGCUGCCCGAGGAACGCCGAAGCAGGGCCCUAGGAAGCCUCUGGGCGCCAGGUACAGAAGCCGGAUUCCCAUCUUGUUCUCCGAGGAGGACACUGGCUCAGACCUGUCGGCCUCGCUCUCGGCCCGAGAGCGGCUGCACAAGAGAGCCAAACAGGCCGACUUGGUCCGCCUGGUGAUGGAGCGCAGGCAAAGUCGGCUCCUCAGACUGGCCUCGGGCGCCUCCUCCUCGGCCUCCUCCAGCGACGAGCGGAGACGCGCCUCGGAGACCCUCUCGCCAGUCACUGUCCAGACGGGAGAGUCCGUCGCCCUCCUUCAGAGGACAGCUGGGACCGAGCCCAGUGACUCCCCCCUGAAACUGCUCCAGAGCCGGCUCCCUUCUUCCCCAAGUCCUGCACCGCCUCCCCCCCCGUGGAGCUGUGCUCCCCCUUGGAGCCCUGGCCUGCCCCCACGCAACCUCAGUGCUUCCCCCAAAAGCCAGUCACUGUCCAGACGGGAGAGUCCGUCGCCCUCCCGACAGCGCAGGCCAGCCUCUGUCCUGCAGCGGGGUCCACCGUCU